UUGUGAAAUAGGUGCAAAGUUCACCAGGCUGUAAGAAUUAAAUAUUUUAGAUGCUAAAGAUAUUUUUAGCUACAAGUCUAAUGAACAAGCUCCAGGGAUUUUCCUGGUGAAAGGUUUAUAGCGAGAUCCCAGGAUGGUGCCCUAUGCAUUCCCUUUCACAACACUGUUAGUCAGAUUGGGCUAAAUGGCAAAGGUCUGGAAGUUGCCGUAUUUUUAGUUGUGGGGUAGACUGGUGUUUGGAUAGAAUCAGAAAGCUUGAGAAUGCCAAGCAAGCAGAGGACUAGUCCCCCUCUCCUCACUCUGAGGGUUGAACCCAGGACCUUAUCAGGUAGCCAUGGAUGCAAGGCGGUGCUGAGAGCAGAGGGGCAUGGCCGUAACCCUCCAUGUCCUACCCUGUCUGGUCCGAGCCCUCUCACGCCCGCUCUUCUGGGGAGCCCCAGUGGCCCGGCUGGCCAGUAGCAUGGUCUUGGCAGAGCAGGCGCGACAACUGUUCGACAGUGUUGUGGGUGCUGUGCAGCCAGGCCCCAUGCUGCAGAGGGCGCUGUCGUUGGAUCCUGGUGGCAGACUGCUGAAGGUGCGGGACCGAAGCUUCCAGCUACAGCAAAACCUCUACCUGGUGGGCUUCGGCAAGGCUGUCCUGGGCAUGGCGGCUGCGGCCGAGGAGCUGCUGGGCCAUCACCUCGUGCAGGGUGUGAUCAGCGUACCCAAGGGCAUCCGAGCUGCCAUGGAACAUGCUGGCAAGCACGAGAUGCUGCUGAAGCCGCACAGCCGCAUCCAGGUGUUUGAGGGCGCGGAGAACAACUUGCCCGACCGCGACGCGCUGCGGGCUGCGCUGGCCAUCCGGCAGCUGGCCGACGGGCUCACGGCCGACGACCUGCUGCUUGUGCUCAUCUCAGGUGGGGGCUCGGCCCUGCUGCCCGCCCCCAUCCCGCCUGUUACACUGGAGGAAAAGCAGAUGCUCACCAAGCUGCUGGCGGCCCGUGGAGCCACCAUCCAGGAGCUGAACACCAUCCGGAAGGCCCUGUCCCAACUCAAGGGUGGAGGGUUGGCUCAGGCUGCCUACCCUGCUCAGGUGGUCAGUCUCAUCCUGUCAGAUGUGAUUGGGGACCCUGUGGAGGUGAUCGCCAGCGGCCCCACUGUGGCCAGUGCCCACAACGUGCAAGACUGUCUGCACAUCCUCAACCACUACGGCCUCCGCGCUGCCCUGCCACGUUCUGUGAAGACCGUGCUGGCUCGGGCCGACUCUGAUCCUCGUGGGCCCCACACCUGCGGUCAUGUCCUCAAUGUGAUCAUUGGUUCCAAUGUGCUGGCACUGGCCGAGGCCCAGAGACAGGCUGAGGCGCUGGGCUACUGUGCCUUCAUGCUGAGCACAGCCAUGCAGGGCGAUGUGAAAAGGGUGGCCCAGUUCUAUGGGCUACUCUCCCGAGUAGCUGGAGCCCGCCUCUCCCCAUCCAUGGCUGGGACUUCCAUAGAAGAGGAGGCAAAACUCCACGAGUUGUUGGCUGAGCUCCAGAUCCCAGGCCUGCAGCUGGAGGAGACUCUGAACGCUGUGGCACAGGCCAAGGGCCCCGUCUGCCUGCUGGCUGGUGGCGAGCCCACGGUACAGCUGCAGGGCUCUGGCAAGGGCGGUCGGAACCAGGAACUCGCCCUGCAUGUUGGAGCAGAGCUGGGAAGACGGCCACUGGGGCCUGUUGAUGUGCUGUUUCUGAGUGGCGGCACUGAUGGGCAGGAUGGGCCCACAGACGCUGCCGGGGCCUGGGUCAUGUCUGAGCUGGUCAGCCAGGCUGCUGCUGAGGGCCUGGACCCGGCCAGCUUCCUUGCCCAGAAUGACUCGCAUACCUUCUUCUGCCGCUUCCAGGGCGGAGCACACCUGCUCUACACGGGGCUGACAGGGACCAAUGUCAUGGAUGCCCACCUCCUGCUUCUGCGGCCUCAGUGACAGCAUAGAUUACAUUUGGAGAGUCCAUAAGAGGUCUGCAAGGGCAGGGUCCUUGGGAAGACCAGCACUGAUCUCCAGUGCCUCCCAUGCUUUAGGGGGUCCCUUCCUUGGCUCUGGAUGCUUGAUUGCCUUCCACAGAUCUGCUCCAUAUUCAUUACCCCAGCUGGAUUGGAAGAUGGGGACUUCCUUCCACCCCCACUUUCUGCAUGGCAGCAGUUAACCCCAAGGACCAAGACAAGCCCCUUGGCCAGUUCACAGUUCUUGCCCUCCUCCGGACAGCUCCUCUGCCCAGCUCCUCAACCUGUUUGUUCUGUGGAGUGAAGCAAGGGGGACUGAAAAUAAAAAGGGCCAUACUAGGCUGGAGAAAUAGCUUAGUGGUUAAGGCACUUGCCUGAGAAAUCUAAGGACCCAGGUUCAAUUCCCCAGAACCCACAUAAGCCAGAUGCACAUGGUUGUGCAUGUGUCUGGAG
This is a messenger RNA of Jaculus jaculus (lesser Egyptian jerboa), 2409 nucleotides long. RefSeq names its product glycerate kinase (gene Glyctk). Gene Ontology annotation, molecular function: glycerate kinase activity. The record is from RefSeq and is a predicted model, not a curated record. Gene Ontology annotation, biological process: protein phosphorylation. The transcript is spliced from 5 exons. NCBI's taxonomy places the organism in Eukaryota, Metazoa, Chordata, Mammalia, Rodentia, Dipodidae. Gene Ontology annotation, cellular component: cytoplasm. Bases 368 to 1939 code for a protein of 523 amino acids.